Molecule: messenger RNA, 2973 nt
Organism: Ogataea polymorpha
Lineage: Eukaryota; Fungi; Ascomycota; Pichiomycetes; Pichiales; Pichiaceae
Exons: 1
Coding region: 98-2173 (691 amino acids)
Molecular function (GO): zinc ion binding
Source: RefSeq, a predicted model, not a curated record
CGGACAGCUGCUGCUGUUCAUUAUUUUUUUGACUUUCCUGCUGCCGAGCGCCCCACCCGAAGAGGCUGGCUACCUCUCGCCAGAAGAGCGCAAGCGAAUGUUGGGCGAUUUGAAAGAUACCAUCAGGACAGCAAGAACCGCAAUGACGACCAACGACUACGCCUCUGGGUACGGGAACGUGACAGGGUAUAAACUGAGCUACGGGGAUGCAGUGAAGGGCCGCAAAGUGGAGGACUGGCCGUUUCCAGACCAUACGGUCUUUUCAGAAGACGAAAAGCAUAGUAUACUGCCUAAUAGGAUCAGCCAACAGGCACGGGAAAUUUGGAGCCAUCGCGAUGCGGCUUCCGGAGCAUUUUGGCGCAACAUUACAAGCACGCUACGUGGCGAAUACUCUCUGCAAGACUCUUUUGUUCGUAUACCGAUGCCCAUACCUGAAUUUUACCAGAACUUGACGGAAUACAGCGACAUUAUUAGCAACUCUACAAUCCAUCCUGGAAACGUCACAGAUGAGCAGGGGCUUAUUGAAAUCACUCUGCGCAACUUCAACUACACUCCAGAAAGCAAGGAUACCACCGCAGUGAGCAUGAGUGUUAAGCUGAGCGAUCUGAACGAACAACAUGAUCACAAUCUGCGGCUCCAAGGAGCAUACCAUCAGGAAACAGGAAAUUUGGUUGCCGUCUCGAAUUCGGGCAAGUUCAACGGAAUCUAUGGUCUGCCACAUCUGAACCUUGAAGAUGGCCACUAUUUCAACCAGACAAGGACGCUGAUGGAGAGCAGUGUCAACCGCACAGAUAUUGACUCGCUGGACAUGUCCUAUCUCGAAGACCUGCUCGGGAAGAGCGCCAAUUGUGAAUAUAUAGCAUAUAUGCAUUUUGAGGCCACCAACUUGACUUCAGAGGAACUUGAGGUGAUUGACACCGAGCUCGAGACCCCAUUGGGACGACCACAUAGUCCUAUACCCAAAAUCAAUCUGGUUUCUGGUCUCUUGUACUCUCCCGACUGCGGCUUGUCGAUCCGGGUGAACAAGGCCGUGGGACCGCGCGACGAGGUCCAACAGAAACAGAUCAAAAACGUUCUUCUUUUCGGGAUUUUGCUGAUGAGUGCUCAGAUUUGGCUGUUCAUCAAACAGAUGGGUUCCACCAACACGCCGUCCACGAUGUCAUGCAUCUCAUUCUGGUCAGUGGCCAUUAUCAACCUUGUCGACGGGUCGUUGUCGAUGAUUUCACUUUUGUGCUCGCUUGUGAUGGACUCGCUCUACAUCCAGUUUGCCGUUUGUGCUUUUCUGGCCUUCACAUGCUCGUCUAUAUUCGAGAUGAGAUAUAUGAUACUCAUUUACGCAGCACAGAUCAACGAAAGGAACAUCAGCUGGAGAACCGCUUUCCAGGGCACCCCGAUAGACGAGCGAGAAAAUGAUACCGACAACACGCAACAGAACCAACCCAAUCCCGUGACACCUCAAGAUGAACAGACCAUCAGCGGCCAGCUGUACAUGCGCUUCUUUUUCUCCCUAAUUGUGUUUUCCUUCCUGGUGCUGAACGUGACACUAUGGCCAAAGCCGCAGCGUGUCGGCUUUGAGUACUUGAUCGGACUCCUGAUGAAUUCAUUUUGGAUCCCGCAAAUUUAUCGGAACGUGAUCAGAGGCUCUAGACGGUCUUUCCGAAAAGAUUUCAUAAUCGGCACCUCCAUCAUCAGACUCCUGCCAAUAAUGUACGUCACGAUGUUCAAGAACCCAUUCUAUCACCACAAGGAUAUCAAGCUUGUCACAUUGCUGACUCUUUGGCUGUCGUCACAGAUAUUCAUGCUGUACCUACAGGAGCUGCUGGGGCCUCGCUUCUUCCUCCCAGACAAGUAUCUUCCCAAGACUUACGAUUACCACCCCGUUCUUUCGUUCGACGAUCUCGAAAACUCGUUCAAUGUCGACCACGAGGUUGUUGACUCGUCACAUUCACACUCGAGAUGCAAGAUAGAUUGUACCAUUUGCAUGAACUCCUUCGAGGUUCCUGUUCUCCAUAGCGGCCACGAUAAGGAGGACAACAGCAGCAUCGGUCUGAUGGCUCGUCGCUCCUACAUGGUGACGCCUUGCAGACACAUUUUCCACACCGAAUGCCUGGAAAAUUGGAUGAAGUACAAACUGCAAUGUCCCGUGUGCAGAAAUAGUCUGCCACCCUUGUAAAAAAUAAAUGAAAUAAAUAAUAGUCUAAAAUCUAGUCAUUUCCAAAUGGGGCCUCCGAAAACGGUGAAAGCGUGUCUUUUUGACAUGGACGGUCUCCUCAUAGACUCUGAAUCCGUCUACACUACGUCAAUUUCGGACAUAUUGGUCAACAGGUUCAACAUUCCUGGCGGUCUAACCUGGGACGUGAAGAUGAAACUUCAGGGUCUUCCGGGACCAAAGGCAUCUCAGACAGUGAUAGAUGAGUAUAAACUUGAGGGAAUUACUGCGCAGGAACUGUAUGAGUGGACUUCAAUAAAACAGGCAGAAUUAUGGCCAAAGGUACAAUUUCUACCAGGAGCUCUAGAUCUGGUUAGGAAGCUCGCAGCCAAGGGCAUUCCCAUGGUUGUGUGUACUUCCUCCCACAAAGACAAGUAUGAUAUCAAAACUGCCCAUUUACAAGAAGGCUUCAAGCACUUUGAGCUGGUGAUCACGGGAGACAACCCUGUCAUUGCAGGUAAAGGCAAGCCUCUUCCGUUUAUCUGGUGGUUGGGGCUGUCAGAGCUGAAUGACAAGUUGCGCAGCGAGGGCCGUAUUCAGGAGGAUAUCAAGAUCGAGGAGGUUUUGAUUUUUGAAGACGCGGUUCCAGGCUUGAUCUCCGGUAAGCGUGCUGGUGGAUACGUGAUCUGGGUGCCGGACCCACAUGUUCUCGAGAUGACCAAACCGGAGGAGCUGCUGGAUAAUGGUGCAAAGGGAGAGCUUUUGACAAGUUUGGAGGAAUUCGACCUUGCCAAAUAUAAUUUAGACUGAUAGAGCCAAUAUUA